Podarcis raffonei (Aeolian wall lizard) is the source of this 5192-nucleotide messenger RNA. It is a transcript of the gene ZBTB6, whose product is annotated as zinc finger and BTB domain containing 6. NCBI's taxonomy places the organism in Eukaryota, Metazoa, Chordata, Lepidosauria, Squamata, Lacertidae. Gene Ontology annotation, molecular function: DNA-binding transcription factor activity, RNA polymerase II-specific; RNA polymerase II cis-regulatory region sequence-specific DNA binding; protein binding. The transcript has 2 exons. The coding region runs from base 198 to 1484 and encodes 428 amino acids. Gene Ontology annotation, biological process: regulation of transcription by RNA polymerase II. The record is from RefSeq and is a predicted model, not a curated record.
AAUCAGGAACAAGGUGCAUGCAUUUUGGGAGGCUAUGGGUCUGCUGAUGUUUUUCCGGGUUAGAGUGGGAGAAGAGGUGAUGCUCGGAAGGACUGCCGGAAGUUUAUUCCUUCGCCUGAGCCAUCUGCACCCUUGCCUGGGAAGCAUUCAGUCUGGACCUCUUCCACACCCCUGACUGCAGCAACCGAAUCACCACCAUGGCGGCCGACUCGGAUGUGCUGCACUUCCAGUUUGAGCAGCAAGGGGGCGCCAUGCUGCAGAAGAUGAACCUGCUGAGACAGCAGAACCUAUUUUGCGAUGUCUCCAUCUACAUCAACGACACUGAGUUCCAAGGGCACAAAGUCAUCUUCGCCGCUUGCUCCACGUUCAUGCGGGACCAGUUCCUGCUCACCCAGUCCAAGCAGGUGCGGAUCACCAUCUUGCAGAGUGCCGAGGUUGGCCGAAAGCUGCUCCUCUCCUGCUACACAGGGUCUCUGGAGGUGAAGAAGAAGGAGCUUCUCAAGUACCUAACAGCUGCAAGUUACCUGCAGAUGGUGCACAUUGUGGAAAAGUGCACGGAGGCACUGUCCAGGUACCUGGAGAUUGACGCGGCCGUGGAGGGCAGCCGGGCCAGCCCUGAGAAGUGCCACUCCUCCGAGACAGAACUGGAAUGCAGCGGUGGCUGCCCUGAUAAAGACUGUGAAAUCAUUGAGAUUUCUGAAGACAGCCCUGUGAAUUCAGAGGAUCAUAUAAAACUGGAAAAGGGGGACCUUCAGCAGCCGCCCAUGCAGAGCUUGCUAUCAGAAACAAAGAACGUUAAAAGCCCUGAGAUAUCAACUGUCAAGAUAGGGUAUAAGGACAACGAAAUCUGCAUUAUCCGAAUGGAUUCCAUCAGCGCUCCUAAUGUGGAAGGUGAGCAGUUUCCACAGCCGUGCACCUCCUCCAAAUCAAACUUGUACUUCCCCGAGACUCAGCACUCUUUGAUCAAUUCAACGGUGGAAAGCAGGGUCACAGAAGUGCCCAGGGAUCAGUUCCAAGACUUUGGCGGGGAGAAUCCGGAAGGAGCCAACAGAACGGCCCCAGGUGGGUUCCAGAGCCCAGGGGACUCUGCUUACUCCUGGCGGCACCAGUGCCCCAAGUGCCCCAGGGGAUUUCUCCACCUGGAGAACUACCUCCGCCACCUGAAGAUGCACAAGCUGUUCCUGUGCCUGCAGUGCGGGAAGACAUUCACGCAGAAGAAGAACCUGAACCGGCACAUCCGUGGACACAUGGGCAUCCGUCCCUUCCAGUGCAUGGUCUGCCUGAAGACGUUUACAGCCAAAAGCACCCUCCAGGACCACCUGAACAUCCACAGCGGGGACCGGCCCUACAAGUGCCACUGCUGUGACAUGGACUUCAAGCACAAGUCUGCCCUCAAGAAGCACCUGACGUCUGUACACGGGAGGAGCAGCAUGGACAAAGCCAACUUUGACUCCAUUACGGAAGUCAGAAUAGACUACGACUAGUGGGAGGUGGGGAGGGUUUGUAGAGCAGGUUUGGGAAACCCCCAGCCCACCAGGUGAGGGGUUUUCCACAUCACCCUGCAAGGCUGUUUGCCACAGACCACGCCCACUUGCCCAUCUGCCGAAAUCACUGGUUGACAUCAGAGGAUGGGUGGGAGCGCCUGGUACAAUUCUGCUAGGUGCUGCUUUGCAAAGUAGACCCAAAUGUUGACAAAAGUGGGACCACCCAACCAUCUGUCAGCAGCCAUCAAAAUACACAGUUGGUCCGUGAAUGGGGGGAGGUAAAGAACUGGCCCACUGAGCCAAAGGAGUUCUCCAUCUCUAUAAUAAUAAUAAUAAUAAUUUAUUAUUUAUACCCUGCCCAUCUGGCAGGGCUUCCCCAGCCACUCUGGGCGGUUUCCAAAAAAAUAUAUUAAAAUACUGUAAUACUGCAUCCCUAGUGUGCAGUAAGGUCAGCUGCUUUGCAAGUAUAGAGGUCAACCUCUCUUUUGGAUCUCAACCCUACAAGAUGGGUGUUUAGAUGUAGCACAACAUUUCCGCUGGUGAUGUUCAUGGAGGCUUGUUGGAGAACCAGUUGCCCAUCCGAGAUGAGAACAUCCUAUACACAAACAGGAAAUGGAACAAAAUUCAUCUCCCCCCCCCCAUCCCUUUCCGGGGGUGGGGGGUGAGUUGUCAACAGAUGAACAGAUGUGUGGGGUGAAGAAAAAACUUUAGGGGACUUAUUUUACUUUUGCACAGCACUUAGUUUUUUCGGUUGCUGGUGGUGGUUAUGAUGUUAUUAUUAUUAUUAAUUACUCUUGCUAUUAUUAUUACUAGUAGUAGUACUUUUUGCAAGAUGACUUGAGCCCAAAUCUUGAAAGAAAAAUUAAGUCUUGGACCGCUGGUGUUUUAGUGGAGGCAACUGUGAAUUAAAUAUUUAAUGGGUUGUUACUGAUUUCUCUCAUGGCGAUAAAACUGUGCAGCUGCAACGAAUGCUGUUGGAUUUUGUGUUUGCAUGGAGCAGAGACACCACUUUCACGCUUUAUCUUUUGUUGUUUCUUAAAAGAAGGUUACAGCUUAAUGUUUUCUUAGAAGCUAGAACUUUUAACUGGGGGAGGCCAGUGGCAGUCAGAAGGACCAAUCAGACGCUCAAGGCUUCAGAGUGUGAUUGUAACCAGAUCAGUUUCAGCUGAAGAUUUUUCUCUGCUCCUUCUGGCUGAAACAUGUGGACUGGUUUGGUGUGCGUUGGUGCCGGCACGUUCCGCUCAGUGAACAGGUUAGGUUAUCUCUAUAUGAUAGAUUCAUUUUCUUGUGGAUUUCCUAAGUGCUGUUUAAUUCUUUGAUGAAAAUAGGCCUCAGAGGUCUGGUAUUUAAGGAUGGUGGUGAAAAAGACCAGAAAUUUAUGGCACUGUUGUUUCUUUAGACCAUUUGUUACUCUGGCUUACCUUUGUAUGUUGUGUCAUAAAAAAGAAGGUAUCUACAGCUUAAGUUCCCUCUCUUCCCCCUAGACCUAGUGGGCUAUCGCAUGUUGGGAGGACCUGGUGUUUGCAGCCAGUGAGGAUGUUGUUAAAUGGUGUUUCUGGGUGUGGAGGGAAACACCCCCCCCCACCCAUUUUAGGGGAAGUACAGUGGGCUACAUCAAGGGUCAUCUGACCUGCAUGCAGAAGGUCCCAGGUUCUAAACCCGGUGGCAUCUCCGGGGAGUGCUGAGAGACACUUGCUGCCUGAAAUCCUUUACAGCUGCUGCCAGUCAGUGUAGACAGUAUUGAGCUGCAUGGACCCAUGGUCUGACUUCCUAUAACAGAAAUUUUGCCCUCCUCACAGGGUGCUUGAGUAUGCUGCAAAGCAUAGUGCUGGUGGGAACCAAGUCACCCACAAUCUUAAUUUUAUGAGAGGCAGCUGAGUCUUUUAAGUACAGUACAGUUGCCAGGAAGCCGUGGAUCCGUGUGUUUUUUUUGGUGCAGGCUGUGCCCAUGGACAUGACGUGUGAUUUGAUCCUUAGUUUGGGGUGGCCCAAUGCCAGAACCAGAGGAUCCAUGAGGAUGCGUGCUUCGAAACCAUGUUUUUCGCCCACAGUGUUGCCAGGAAGCCGUGGACCCGUGUUUAUUGUGUGUGCAGGCUGUGCCUAUGGCCACGGUGUGUGAUUCGACAGUGAGUUAGAGGUGGGCCAAUGCAAACACCAUGAGGAUCCAUGGUUUGAAACCACGUUUUUGCGCUAUGGUACAUUAUCUAGCAACGCCCCAAGUUUCCAGCCAAUCUGGUUCUAUUUUGAGGCAGGUUUUGCUUUUGUAUGGUGCAUAGCUUUACUGUGGGGUCAUCGAUGCUUUAUCCAACAGGAAUCUGAUGUAAUGGCUGCUGUUACUGGUCAAGUUGGAUGAUGGAUGUGCUUGCAGAGGCACUGGCCUUGAUCAUGUCGUGUACCACCUUGCCAAUUUGGGCAUUAUUAAGUGCCAUGUCUUUUCCCCCCUGUUGUUGUAAAAGUUUGCCACAACCUUUGUUUCUGGUCAGCUCCAUCUAUCCUGACAAAAUAUAGUAUACACACAGCUUAUACACUAACAGAGGCUGUGUACACAUUACCAGCUUAUAACAUACACAAGUUAUUUUUUCUCAAUUUGGGUUGAAGCUGGUUUGUGGGGAAAUGCAUCAAAACACAGCACUUUCUAAGAAAUAGAAUGAUGCACUGCUUCCCAAACCAGCAGUGGGAGCACACUGGAAAUGCAAAAUAAAAUGUGUGCAAAGGGACCCCUGACCAUUAGGUCCAGUCGUGACCGACUCUGGGGUUGCGGUGCUCAUCUCGCUUUAUUGGCCGAGGGAGCCGGCGAACUGCUAGGUUGGCAGGAGCAAGGACCGAGCAACGGAGCAGGGACCCAGGGGAUUCUAACUGCCAAAACUUGUGAUCAGCAAGCCCUGAGCUCUGUGAUUUAACCCACAGCGCCACCUGCAUCCCAUAAUGUGUGUUCACAGCCUUAAACUGACCUAGGCUUUCUGUGUUAUAUGAUCUGCUGGUUUUGGCUUUUUGUAAAUUUGGAUGUCAAUUUUUUUGUAUGCUAAUAAUAAGCUACAAGCUCUAGCUUAACAGAAAAGUCUGUAUUUGAGUGGUGUCCUACUGCCUUUUUAAAGGCUUAUCUUCCUCUCUCCAGCCCAUUGUAAAAGAGUUGUGUUAACUGCUAAUUUUUACAAGUUGUCACCUGCUUUGUCUUCAGGGCAUAAUUAUGGGAAUGGCAGCUUUGAUAUCCUGUUUUCUUGGCUGACUUGCCAGCUGACUUGCAUUUCCAAUCCCCCUCCAAUCCCCCUCCAAAUGACUUGUAGUGAAAAUAAAGUUUUCCCACAGCUGAAGGACAUAUUUCUGAUGCUCUUGAAUGAACUGAAAGGACUGCAAACCAUGCUGAACUCUUCUGGAACACAUAGUUUUGCACAGAGAAGAGAGGCCUUUUUGCACAAAUCAAACCAUUUUCUUUAACUAGUUAGAAGUUCCUUGAUGUUGCUUUUUUAAGUUGUGCCUCCUGAUCUAUAAGCUUCACAUUUCAAUAAAUAUUGCCCUUUCAACCCACCAAUUUCUUAAGAAAAAAAGACUUUACACCUGAAACCCUAAAUGCACUUGCUAAGAAGCAAAUCCCAGUGCUACUUACAUAUGAAGAAUCGCCAUGAGUGUUGUGUUAAAAUUUUGCUUCUCAUAAAUGUAUGAGCACCAUAAAUUAAUUUUCAACAGCACUUAGUGAACAGUUAUGCUCCU